Durusdinium trenchii is the source of this 510-nucleotide messenger RNA. Lineage: Eukaryota; Dinophyceae; Suessiales; Symbiodiniaceae. The record is from the annotation of a GenBank genome assembly.
AUGACCCGCCGCGUGGGCGGCUUGGUUCUUCUCAUGGCAGGAGCCCUGCUGGGUGGCGCCACCUUCGCGCAGGGUGUCCUGGGCCUUCGCCGCGCGCUGCUGAUCGCGCCCGUCGUCGCGGGCGUGGCGCCACAAGCGGCGCGAGCAGCACGGGAGGGAUUCACUGAGACGCCCUCGGGCUUGCAGUACAAGGUGCUUUUGGAUGGCGAUGGGCCCAUCCCCACGACUGGACAACGCAUCAAGGCGGACUACACAGGCUGGCUGGACGACUUCGAGUCGGACAAGAAGUUCGACUCCUCACGUGACCGGAGGCAACCGCUGGAGUUCCAGGUCGGCAUCGGAAAGGUCAUCAAGGGCUGGGACGAGGCCUUGUUGAGCAUGAAGGUGGGCGAGCGACGGCAGAUCAUCGUGCCGCCGCAGCUGGGUUACGGCAGCCGCGGCAUCGGGCCCAUCCCGCCGGGUGCCACGCUCUACUUCGAUGUGGAGCUGAAAUCCAUCGCCACACGAUGA